Molecule: messenger RNA, 1221 nt
Organism: Monosiga brevicollis MX1
Lineage: Eukaryota; Choanoflagellata; Craspedida; Salpingoecidae
Exons: 5
Coding region: 1-1221 (406 amino acids)
Source: RefSeq, a predicted model, not a curated record
AUGCCAUGCCCCGUCACCCCGUGGCGCGCUCGCCUCCUCUCCGUCUCUGCGUCUUUGGAGGUGCAUGAUGGUGGUGGUGGUGGUCUGGUGUUGUGCCCCGAAAAAGCAACCAUGGUGUCUGUCGAAGUCAGUAUGAGCGUCCAUGCGGUGGCGCUCGGCGUCACUGCCCUCAUGGCUGGCUACGCUUUGACGCGUGUGACUGCAUCAGGUGUCCAUGAGGACGGUGUGUUGGGGGCCCAGCCCUUCUUGGCCGCUCUGAUCGUGCGCUGGACGGCCGUGAGCCAGGCGCUCUACUUUCUUGUUGCCUUUGUGGCCGACAUGAUGGGUCGCCGAGGCUACGCACUGGCUCUUCGGGAUAGCUUCUUUGGCGUCUGGUCGGGCCCCGCCGCCGUCGCCACCCUGAUUUUGGUUUUCUCGCAAAAUCUGGCCAUCCAGGCCACUGCACGCUCCGACGAGCUCGCCGACGUGACUGCCGCUUGGCUCAUCAACCGCAGCGCCCCCAUUUACACGGCCCUCUUUCUGGGGGAGAUUUUUGUGGCUGCCCGUGCGUCCUGGAACGUGGGUGAGGAUGUGCUCAACACGGCCAUUACCGCCACGCUCCUCUCCUACUGGCUCAAAAACUUUGCUAGCGUGCCCAAGGACACUCCCAGCGCCAAUGCCAUCUGCGGUGGUUACUUUAUUGCGUCUGUCAUCCUCUCCCUCGCCGUCCGCCAGUGCGCCACGGUGCCCAAGCCCCUGGUACUUUGCUUGGUUAAUCCUGGUCUGAAUGCCCAUGUUGUCCGACGUGUUAGCUACUUUACGACGCAAGCUUCCCCCACAGCACCAACCGUGGCGGUGAAGAAGGCCGCGGAAGUCACCGAGUCGGCCGUUGACAAAGCUCGUGAGCUUCUGGCUCAACACAAGUCGGAGCGGGAAGCCAUGGAAGCGAGCGCGACCGGUGGUAUCUUCAGUGAGGAUGAGGGUGAGGAGGCUGGCGAUGAAGCCACCCCUGCACCCAAGACAACCAAGUCGCGCCGCCCACCGGCUGCCAAUGUUGCCAAUGGACUGAUGUCGGACGAUGACAAUGAAGAUGACCAGUCGGACGAAGAGGAGCUCCUGAGCCCGGAUCAAUCCCAAAUUCCCAAGGAGCUUCGCUUCCAAAACCCAGGCCGCAAAAGCCCCGUCCGUGACCUGCCCACCACGCGCACCCGCCGCCACAAGCCCAUCAACUACAAGGAGUAA